Molecule: messenger RNA, 1783 nt
Organism: Corylus avellana
Lineage: Eukaryota; Viridiplantae; Streptophyta; Magnoliopsida; Fagales; Betulaceae
Product: xyloglucan 6-xylosyltransferase 2-like
Biological process (GO): xyloglucan biosynthetic process
Cellular component (GO): endosome; membrane; trans-Golgi network
Molecular function (GO): xyloglucan 6-xylosyltransferase activity; hexosyltransferase activity; UDP-xylosyltransferase activity
Source: RefSeq, a predicted model, not a curated record
ACUCUUGCGUUGUCUCUGUGCAUCUUCCCUUUCUUUCUUCAGCUCCACCGACUUGUCAUAUAUAAAAGAGCCCCUCACUUUUCUCCAUAUUUACGACCCUAGCCCAUCAAAUUAGGGUUUGUUUUCAAUGAGAACUUCCUGAAUCCUUGUCUAGUUGCCUUCAAUUCCUCACUCUUUUUUUUUUUUUUGUCUCUGUUCUCUUUCUUUGUCUGAAUUCUCCGGGUCAGCUUGGCGAGUGGGGGUAACGAAAAUGCUUGAGUGGUGUCUGGGAGCCCGCCGACUCCGCCAGAUCCAGCGGACGGCUUGCCGCGGCACCUUGUGGUUCCUAUCCCUCCUCCUAACGUUCGUCGUGCUACGCGGAACCAUCGGCGCCGGGAAGUUCGGGACACCAGAGCAGGACUUCAACGAGAUCCGCGAGCACCUCCACUCGCGCGGCAGGCGCGUGGAGCCCCGCCGCGUUCUCGUGGAGGUCCAGCCCGACUCCGAGUCCGACCAGUCCAACAAUUACGCCACAUUCGAUAUUUCGAAGAUCCUCGUGGACGACGAACCGGAGGAAAAACCCGACCCGAACAAACCAUACAGUCUCGGCCCGAAAAUCUCGGACUGGGACCAGCAGCGAGCUGAGUGGCUCAAGAAUAACCCGGAAUUCCCGAACUUUAUCAGACCAAAUAAGCCCCGGGUCCUUCUGGUGACCGGUUCUUCCCCGAAACCCUGCGAAAACCCUGUCGGCGAUCACUACCUGUUGAAGUCCAUCAAGAACAAGAUCGAUUACUGCAGGCUACAUGGGAUCGAGAUCUUCUACAACAUGGCGCUUCUAGACGCCGAGAUGGCUGGUUUCUGGGCGAAACUGCCAUUGAUUCGGAAACUCCUCCUCUCGCACCCCGAAAUCGAAUUCCUCUGGUGGAUGGACAGUGACGCAAUGUUCACCGACAUGGCGUUCGAGGUCCCCUGGGAGCGCUACAAGGACCACAACUUCGUGAUGCACGGUUGGAACGAGAUGGUCUACGACGACAAGAAUUGGAUCGGGUUGAACACCGGUAGCUUUUUAUUACGGAAUUCCCAGUGGUCGCUGGACAUUCUCGACGCGUGGGCUCCAAUGGGUCCCAAGGGAAAGAUCCGAGACGAGGCCGGGAAGGUCCUCACGCGAGAGCUCAAGGGCCGGCCGGUCUUCGAGGCGGACGACCAGUCGGCUAUGGUGUAUCUGUUAAUGAAGGAAAGAGACAAAUGGGGAAACAAAGUGUAUCUAGAAAGCGCGUAUUAUCUUCACGGUUAUUGGGGGAUUUUGGUGGACAGGUACGAGGAGAUGAUGGAGAAUUACCAUCCGGGGCUGGGCGACCACCGGUGGCCACUCGUGACUCACUUCGUCGGGUGCAAGCCAUGUGGGAAGUUCGGGGACUACCCGGUGGAGCGGUGCCUAAGGCAGAUGGACCGGGCGUACAACUUCGGAGACAAUCAGAUCCUGCAGAUCUAUGGGUUUACGCACAAGUCGCUGGGCAGCCGGAGAGUGAAGCGGGUGAGGAACGAGACAAACAAUCCACUCGACGUGAAGGACGAGCUCGGGUUGCUUCACCCCGCUUUCAAGGCUGUCAAGAUAUCUUCGACGGUUUCUUGAGCUCUGCUUGCAACUCCACGUUGCUCUUUCUCUGUUUCACAUUUUGGUAAGUUAUCGAUACGAGUCAAUGUUAAUGUUGUAUGUUAUUCUGAGUAUUUUGUAUUAUCCUAAUCACUUGAAAUUAUAUUGAUUUUUGGAAGAAAUCACAGCAGCAAUUCUUAUUACCUUCAA